This is a messenger RNA of Fonsecaea nubica, 1590 nucleotides long. RefSeq lists its product as hypothetical. Gene Ontology annotation, molecular function: glycosyltransferase activity. The record is from RefSeq and is a predicted model, not a curated record. The transcript has a single exon. The coding region runs from base 1 to 1590 and encodes 529 amino acids. Lineage: Eukaryota; Fungi; Ascomycota; Eurotiomycetes; Chaetothyriales; Herpotrichiellaceae.
AUGGAGGUGGCAGCAGAGCAACGGUCUUAUCCUCCACCCACAUCACAAAAGCUGCAAGUAGGUGCUGAAGGAGCUAUCGCUGAGAUCGAUAGGCGAGAUGUCUUUCCCGCCUACCUCAAGGGCAAGCGAGUCCUCCUCGCAACCGAAUCCUUGGGCCCUGUGAAUGGAGUCAGUCGAACUACCCUCAUGCUGAUCGAAUACCUACGCAAAAAUGGUGUUCAGCUGGCCAUUGUCGCUCCUCAUUCUCGACAGUCGCGCCUCAAACCAGCUACCGGUGCAAAUCUCACUGAAUUUCGGCUGCCCGGUUACGAACUGCCGUACAAUCCUGACUUGACCGUGGUGUACCCAUUCCAACUCGACGACGUCUACAAACACACCUUCAAGCCCGAUAUUGUAUAUCUGGCCAGUCCUGCUUCUACUGGAUUUCAAAUGCUGUUUCAGAUCCGCCAGCUGCAAGAUCCCCCGGUCGUCCUCCUCAACUUCCAAACAGAUCUGUCGGCAUACAGCGAGAUCCUUUUCCCUGGCCCAGUGGCUCGCUUUUCCGUCUGGCUAUUGGGUGUGGUUCAAGGAUUUUUGUUCAAUCAUCGUACAGUUCACACCAUCUUCUACCCUUCCUCCGGUGUUCGCAGUUACCUUGAGAAAGCAGGUGCUCCGAGCAACAAGAUGGUCCGACUGGGCCGAGGCGUCGACACCACUUUGUUCAACCCGUCUCAGCGAGACCAGGCAUAUCGCAAGGAGUUGGCACCCAAUGGAGAAGUUAUCUUAGUCUGCGUCUGUCGCUUGGCCCCCGAAAAGGGCUUCGAAUUUCUCGCGCAGGUCGCUAUGCGACUCGCACAAGAAGGCUUUCCAUUCAAGUUGCUCAUAGUAGGUGGAAACAUGAGCGCUGAAGUUGAGGACCAGGUCCAUCGUCUCUUCGACUGCGUAUCAGAGCACGUCGUCUUCACCGGGUUUCGCACCGGGGUCGACCUCGCUCGUGCCUACGCCAGCGGCGACAUCUUCCUACACUGCUCUAUCACAGAGACAUUCGGACUGGUUGUUUUGGAAGCCAUGGCGAGUGGACUCCCAGUAAUCGCCCGUGAUGAAGGCGGGCCGUCUGAUAUCGUCCAAAACCAAGAAACCGGUUAUCUAGUUCCUCCUCACGAUCUGGAACAGUACAUUACUCUUGUCAAGCGUCUCUCCACCGACGAGAAUCUUCGUACGACCAUGGCUAUUGCCGCGCGAAGAUAUACUUGCGACGUUACCUGGGAAAAGAUUAACAGGCGAGUGGCCUGGCACAUGGUCGAAGGUUUACAACAACAUCUCCAACGAAAGCAUCGAAGACCAAUCAGAAACUUUAUUGUCGCCAGGUACCACGGGAUACGGGAUGGUGUGGUCAUCCCUGUUGUCGUCAGAUUCCGACUAUACUUGGCAGCAAUGAUCGUCUAUCUAAUUUGGAUGAUGACUGCCGUUGUACUUCUCCUCUACGGCCACAGAGUAUUUUCACGAGCGGCGCAGCUUUUGCGCAAUCCACCACUCGUUCUGCAACGCAUCCAAUAUCGCGCCCUCAAACAAGGGAUCCAGGAGACACUGAAGAGCCUGAGCACCGAGUGA